AUGAAGUCCUGGAGGGCGUUCGCACUCUGCCUCUUGGCAAUCAUGCUGGGACAACUCACCGAUGCGUACAACAUCGGCAUCGGCAAGAGCGACAUCACCGGGCCCGCCGCCGAGAUCGUCAUGAUGGGGUUCGCUGACUCAACUGAGACCACCUCGGGCAUUCUGAACCGGCAGUACGCGCGCGCCUUCCUGAUCGAAGACCCCGACUCCAACAGCCGAAUCAUGUUCGUCCACUGCGACCUCAUGGCGGUCAUGCAGCUCGUCCACCAAGAGGUCCUCGCUCAUCUCGCCACCAAGUACCACGGACUAUACACCGAGCAGAACGUCAUCCUCCACGCAACACACACGCACGCUGGUCCCGGUGGCACCGCAGGAUACACGCUCUAUGAUAUCUCCAUCUUCGGGUUCGUUACCGAGAACUUCGACAAGAUCGUGAGCGGUAUCGUGGCUGCCAUCGACGCCGCGCACAACUCGGUUGAGAGCGGCUCCAUCCGCUGGAACAAGGGCGAGGUGACCAAGGGCGGCAACAACCGCUCGCUCAAGGCCUACCUGGCCAACCCGGAGUCCGAGCGAGCUCAGUACCCCAGCAACAUCGACACAACGAUGCGCGCGCUCCACUUCUUCAACGAUGCAGGCAAACUACGCGGAGUGUUGGCGUUCUACCCUGUGCACCCGAAUAGUCUCAAGGGCGAGAACCACCUCAUCAGUAGCGACAAUAAGGGAUACGCCGAGUUCCUACUUGAGGACGAGCUGGAUGACGUCGUGGUUGGAAUUGGUAUCGCGAAUGCCGGCGACUACGACACGCUCAAGGCGCUGAUCGACGGAGACUCGGAGAUCCUCAAGGGCUCUGUCGUAGCCAACCUGUCGUACGUCGACUUCUCCAACAUGACGAUCCAGGGAGUCAACUCGACCGCCGCCGACGCGUACGCAAACCGAACUUGUUCUGCCAUUUUGGGCCAGAACUUUGGUGCCGGCACUGAGGAUGGACGAGGCGUGGCCAACAUCACGGAGGGCGAUCUCCGACCGAACCCGGAAUACGACGCCUUGGGCGCCGCUAUCCAGGAGACUCCGCAGUGGGUGAAGGACUGUCAGAACGAGAACAAGAUCGCGAUGCUUGCUGUCGGUCUCAUUGAGCCUGUUCCCUGGGUGCCGACCAUUCUGCCGGUGCAGAUCGUCAAGAUCGGUCAGUUCGGUCUUGCCGUAACUAACUUUGAGACUACGACUAUGGCCGGCCGACGCAUUCGUAAGAGUGUGAAGGCAGCGUUGGAGCCUGCUGGAGUGACGGAGGUGGAGCUGGCGGCUAUCAGCAACGCGUACGCGGGAUACAUGACGACGAGGGAGGAGUACAUGACGCAGCAUUACGAAGGCGCCUCGACGCUGUUCGGUCCGAAUCAAUUGGCCGCGGUGCAGCAGGAAUUAGCUCGAGUGGCGGCUUCGGUGGUCGACGCUGCGAUCAACCGUAGCACCCUCGCUGCGGUUGAGACGACUGCGGGGCUUGACGUGGCGCCGAAGAACCAAAACUUCAGCUACGUGCGGUCCCAACCCUCCUCCUCCUACGCCGUUGGCGGCCUGGCGUCGGCUGUGUUUGCUGGUGCGCACCCGAUGAACGGCGUGGCGCUGGUCUCGUCGUUCUGUGAUAUCCAGCAACGUGGCCUGGACGGAGCGUUCACCACCCUAAUGACUGACGCGCACUGGGAUGUUCGCUACCGCUGGGAGCGCUACUUGGAUGCUGAGAGCAAGAACACGUGCGAGUGGAACAUCCGCGCUGGAGGACACACGAGUCAGCCCGGCACCUACCGUUUUGUUCACCGUGGAUACGCUAAGGGUUCGGAGGGUGGCGUACGAAGGCCCAUCAAAUCAUGA
Messenger RNA from Phytophthora sojae, 1863 nucleotides. RefSeq lists its product as hypothetical. Gene Ontology annotation, molecular function: N-acylsphingosine amidohydrolase activity. The transcript is spliced from 4 exons. Lineage: Eukaryota; Oomycota; Peronosporomycetes; Peronosporales; Peronosporaceae. The record is from RefSeq and is a predicted model, not a curated record. The coding region runs from base 1 to 1863 and encodes 620 amino acids. Gene Ontology annotation, cellular component: extracellular region. Gene Ontology annotation, biological process: long-chain fatty acid biosynthetic process; sphingosine biosynthetic process; ceramide catabolic process.